AUGGGCAUUUGCAGCUCAAGCGACUCUACCUCUGUGUCUGUUGUCACAGCCAAGGUGAUUCUCCAGGACGGGCAGCUUCAAGAAUUCUCAAACCCAGUUAAGGUCUCGCACGUGCUUCAAAAGAGUCCCACGUGCUUCAUAUGCGACUCCGACGACAUGGAUUUUGGAGGCUUUGUUAGGGCCGUGAAUGGGGACGAAGAGCUUCAGCUCGGUCAGCUUUAUUUUGUGUUGCCGUUGAGCUGGCUGAGCAGGCCGCUUCGAGCCGAGCAGAUGGCUGCUUUGGCUGUUAGGGCAAGCUUGGCGCUUGGAAAUAUGAGACGGAGGAAGCGAUGUUUUGUGGGUAGACGUAAAAGGGUCAAUCAAGUUGUGUUUACUAUUAAGAAGAAGGAAGAGCCUAGCCGGAUGGUGGCCAUGGGCAGUUAUGGUGGCAGCCCGAGCGUCGCUGGACGUCGAGAAGUUGUGAGGAAAAGGAGAGGGAGAGGCCGCGUGCGGCACAGUCAUGGUGGUGGUAAUGGAGGAGGUGGUGGCUUUGUGACAAGGUUGAGUGUGAUUUUAGAGGAUGAGGAUAUGGAGGGUGCAUGA
Prunus avium (sweet cherry) is the source of this 582-nucleotide messenger RNA. RefSeq lists its product as uncharacterized. The record is from RefSeq and is a predicted model, not a curated record. NCBI's taxonomy places the organism in Eukaryota, Viridiplantae, Streptophyta, Magnoliopsida, Rosales, Rosaceae.